This is a messenger RNA of Didymodactylos carnosus, 2244 nucleotides long. The record is from the annotation of a GenBank genome assembly. NCBI's taxonomy places the organism in Eukaryota, Metazoa, Rotifera, Eurotatoria, Philodinida, Philodinidae.
AUGAAAGACCAUAGCAAAAACGUUUUAGAUGAUAAUGACGAUUCUAAUAUUCAUCAUACAAACGGAAUAUCAACUAAUAAUAGUCAAAAGCGAUCUUUGGAAGAUUAUGGAUUUUCCAAGAAUGCUAAAAGACCCCGUCAUUCAUCCAUACCAAAUAAUGAUAAUAAUUCACAAGUGCCCUUAAAUGUUGAUAUUCAAAACAACGAUUUUCAAGAUAAACAAGAAGAACUAAAACAAAAAACAAAAAAACGCAGAAAAAAGCAAACUGGUGAUAAAACAAUUACACACCUGUCAACAAAUGGAACUAAAAUUGAUGGUGGUGGAAAUGAUGAUGAUUCAAAUCAGACUUGUGAUAGUCAUACUUCUCGCAAAUCAUCAGCACGUUUACAACCGAUAAAUUAUGUAAAUGAAAUUAGUUUGUUACCGUGGGAUCGUAUAUGUACAAAUAUUGAUCAGAUAAUAUCAGCUAAACAUCAAUCUGGUGUAUUUUCACAUGAAAUAUUAUUAGUUCAACAAGAAUUAGAAGCUUUGUUAGCAAUGUCAACACUACGUGAAAAACUUGCAGCAACGGUCAAUAACUCAACGACGAAUCAUUCAGUAAAUAAUCGAUUACAAUUAUUAGUACGACAUCAUCAAGACGCUGAACGUGUUUAUGGCGCUCGACAAUUUCGCGAUAUAGCAUCAAAAUUUCAACGACCACUAAAUAUUAAACAGCAACAACAAUUUUAUCGUCAGAUAUCAACAACUAUAGCAUCAAUUGAUCGAUUUUGGUUAGAAUUUCAAUCCAAAUAUAGUUCAAUUACUCAGACAGAUUUAAGUACAAUAAAAAAUAUUUAUUUAUUUGAUCAACUACUUGAAAAUGAAAUUAUUCAAUUGAAACAAGAAUAUUUAAUAACAAAAAAUAUGGAACAGUCAGAACAACAAAAACAGCAAUUAUCGUUAACAUCGAGAAAUUUGAUUAUGGAGAAGUUGAAAGAAUUUUUAAAGACAGUUGAUAGUCAUAUUUUACAAUCAUCGAUUGCUUCACUGCCGAUUGUUGAUGAACAACAACAACAACAACUAAAUUUGUCAAUAACCCCUGGACGAAAAUUGAAAAAAGAAAAUAACAACACAACAGAUGUUGAAAAUUUAGCAAUAUUUAAUUUAAAUCAGUUUUUAAGUAAUUGUGAUAAACAAAAAUACGAUGUUAUCACACGUUAUAUUGAUCAUACCCAACUGAAACGCUUUCAGCAAUGUUUUCAUUCGUUUAUUCCACGCGGUUCGCCUGCCUACAAGACACCGACAUCAAGUCCGACAAUGAAAUUAAAUAUUGCAACAAUAAAUAAACAAUCACCAACAUUGACAGAUAAUCGAAAAAGAAUCAGUGAUUCCGUGAGAUGUUCGCCACGUUUACAUUUUCAAGAUUCAGAUCCAAAUAAUAAUCCAACGAAUCUUGUUAACAUUUUGCCGACUUUUCAGCAGAAAGAUAAACAGGAAGAUGAAAUAAAGGGUGUUGACAUUAAACAUGAAUCAUUGGGUUUACUAUCAAAAUCGAUUAAUCCACUUAAACGAAAAGGUACCCGUCAUAAAAAUGCUCAAUUUUUCUCAUUAUCAUCAUCAUUAAUUAAAGCUGAACAACAACAAAAAAUACAAUUAGUGGCUGAUUAUUUAACGGAUCGAACAACUGCUCAUUUACCUGUUUCUCCAAUACUCAUUUUAAGUCCUGAAAAAGAAAAUACUAGACAAGAACAUAAUUCUUCAUCUACGUUAACAGUUAAACGUCAACUAUUUAAUGAACCAAUUGAUAAUAAGGACACAUUAAAUAAUGAACACCUACCAUUAGUGGUAGUACCAUCCAAAAUAUUUAAGAAAUCGAAACGUCAUAAAAAACAGCCAUAUGGUAAAAUAAAGACAAUAAUUAAAAAAAAAUCUGUCAAAAAUGAACGUAUUGAUUCAUUUGAAUGUAAAUUUUCUCUACUUGAAAAUUUGUUAAGUGAAUGUAAAACUCUAAGUUUAUUGGCAACGAAGCGUUCAAACAUUCAAGAAAAUAUUGAAAAAGUUUCAUAUAUAAUUCAACAAGUAGAUGAACAAAUUGAAAAUGUUUUAAUUAAAAUUGGUGGUGAUGAUGGAAAACGAAUGGGUAAGAAAAAAACGUAUUCAAUGGCAAAAAAUAAUUUGAUAAAAUUAUUAAAUGAGCGAAAAAUUUAUGAACAAAUGUUAUGCGAUGAACAAGAUAAACUUCAACAAUUAAAAAAAAUCAAAUGA